CUAGGCAUGCAGACUGCUUCUACAACAUGUGUGAAAGAAUGGGUCACUCUCAGGAACUCAGUGAAUUUAAGCGUGGUAUCAUGAUAUGUUGCCACCUGUGCAAUAAGUCCAUCUAUGAAAUGUCCUUGCUGCUAAAUAUUCCACGGUCAAUUGUUAGUGGUAUUAUAACAAAGUGGAAGCAAUUGGGAAAAACAGCAAGGGGGAAAGUGCUGCUGCUGGACUCUAGAGCAGUGGAGAUGUGUUUCUCUGGAGUGAGGAAUCAUGCUUCUCUAUCUGGCAAUCCGAUGGACGUGUCUGAGUUUGGAGGUUGCCAGGAGAACGGUACUUGCCUGACUGCAUUGUGCCAAGUGUAA
Molecule: messenger RNA, 353 nt
Organism: Staurois parvus
Lineage: Eukaryota; Metazoa; Chordata; Amphibia; Anura; Ranidae
Source: the annotation of a GenBank genome assembly